Lathyrus oleraceus (garden pea) is the source of this 1583-nucleotide messenger RNA. Its product is annotated as lysM domain-containing GPI-anchored protein 1. NCBI's taxonomy places the organism in Eukaryota, Viridiplantae, Streptophyta, Magnoliopsida, Fabales, Fabaceae. The coding region runs from base 192 to 1430 and encodes 412 amino acids. The transcript has 5 exons. The record is from RefSeq and is a predicted model, not a curated record.
CUCAAGGAACGAGGAUCUAACUAUUCGACUAUUGUUCUUUCUUUAUGGUUUUUCUUGUCACUUUUUUCUCUCUUUCAAACUCAAACUUUCCCUUUCCACAACUCUCUCUCUCUCUCUCUCUCCUUCUUCUUCUGAGAGAGAACUAGAAGAGCUCAAAAACCCUAAACCCUUCAACUUCAUCAUUCCAAAGAAUGCAGAAAGCCACUCUAUUACUCUCACUACUCUUCCACUUUUUCUCGACCAUAACCUCAAAAUCAACAAUCGAACCAUGCACAAACUCCGACACAUGCAACGCUUUACUCGGUUACACACUCUACACAGACCUCAAAGUCUCCGAAGUUUCAUCUCUCUUCCAAAUCGACCCUAUCUCUCUCCUAACUGCCAAUGCCAUUGACAUCUCUUACCCCGACGUAGAACACCACAUCCUCCCUUCCAAACUCUACCUCAAAAUCCCAAUCUCAUGUUCCUGUGUCGACGGGAUUCGCAAAUCCGUUUCCACCAACUACAAAAUUCGUCCUUCUGACACUCUUUCCACCAUUGCUGACUCUGUUUACGGUGGUUUGGUUUCUUCCGACCAGCUUAAAGAGGCUAAUUCUAUUUCCGAUCCUUCUGUUCUUGAUGUUGGACAGAACCUUGUUGUUCCUCUUCCUUGUACUUGUUUCAAUGGUUCUGAUAAUGCUUUGCCUGCUAUUUAUCUGUCUUAUGUUGUUCAGCCACUUGAUAGUUUGAGUUAUAUUGCUGCUAGAUAUUUUACUACUCUUACCGAUUUGAUGAAUGUUAAUGCUAUGGGAAGUACUUCUAUCUCUGAUGGUGAUAUUCUUGCUAUUCCUAUUCCGGCCUGUGCUUCAAAUUUUCCGAAAUAUGCUUCUGAUUUCGGCUUGCUUGUCCCUAAUGGAAGCUAUGCCAUUACAGCAGGCCACUGUGUGCAAUGUAGCUGUGGACCCCGAAACUUAAAUUUGUACUGUAUGCCGGCUUCUCUAGCUGUUUCUUGCUCCAGCAUGCAAUGUAAAAGCAGCAAUCUUAUGCUUGGCAAUGUUACCGUGCAACAGACUAGUGGUGGUUGUAAUGUGACUUCUUGCAGUUAUGAUGGUCUUGUUAAUGGCACCAUAGCGACAAUGUUGACACCGUCUCUUCAGCCUCGAUGCCCAGGGACACAGGAAUUUCCUCCUCUUAUCGCCCCACCUACAACUGUUGCGAGAGAAUCAGUAUUUGCACCGGCACCGUCUCCAUCAUCGCUGUUAGAUGGAACUGAUGGGAGAUCACCCAAAUCCUCUGUGGUGCCUUCAACAGGAUUUACUCCGGCUAAUGGCCCUGUUAGUGGAAUUUCUUCUGGUGCUUCUGCUGCAUGCUCUUUGCUGAAACCAUUACCCAUUUUGACAGUUCCACUUGUGUUAUUACUUGUCAAGUUGAUGAUCCCCUUAGCAUUGUAAUCUUGUCAGUUUUGCGGUGGGUUUAAUUAUGUCUUUGCCACAGGUGCUCCUAUCUAUUGUAGUUGCUAGUAUUCAUUUGUACUCUUUAACUGAUUGUGAAUCUGGAAAACUAUGGAAUUACGGGUUUAAAAUCUUAUGUUUAGCCUUUUGUUA